AUGGCUGCGCCGCCGGAGAUCACUUGCACCAACCUUUCGGGCAAGUUCGUCAUGAACAAAACCCUUUCGGACGACAUCGAUUCAAUGCUCGCGCUCCAGGGCUUGAGUUGGCUCACUCGAACCGCAAUCAGCUUGGCUACGGUCGUCCUUACCGUCAAAGAAUACAAGCAAGAGGACAUCUACCACGUCGACAUUACGUCUGUGGCUUCGGGCCUCUCAACGACACAAGAAAAUCGCACACUGGACUGGCAAGAGCGAGAUCACCAUGAUCGUAUAUUUGGGAACUGUCGGGGCAAGUCAAGGCUCUGGAAGACAGGCGAAUACAAAAUGGAAGGCCCGGGUUCAGAAGAAGAUGCUGUGUUCUUGCAGGCUCACAAACUCAAGGACGGUCAAACUGACUCCAAAUUUCUGGACGACGAGCACGUUCAAAGCUGGGUGAAGAAUAUGGACGACGCAGGCUGGCAGGCGGAACAGAACUGGGGGUUUGAAGACAUCAACGGUGAGCGACGAUACACUCGGCGAGUGCUGGUCUGGAAAGGCGGCGAGUUUCGAAGAGCCCGCCUCGUGUAUGACUACAAAGGACAGGCAGAGGCGAAGAAGGAUGAAGAAGACGACGGCCUGGCGUAUGGUGAGGAAUAA
Fonsecaea erecta is the source of this 639-nucleotide messenger RNA. RefSeq lists its product as hypothetical. NCBI's taxonomy places the organism in Eukaryota, Fungi, Ascomycota, Eurotiomycetes, Chaetothyriales, Herpotrichiellaceae. The record is from RefSeq and is a predicted model, not a curated record. Bases 1 to 639 code for a protein of 212 amino acids. The transcript has 3 exons.